CACGCACUGUACGACCUUGUUUUUGUUGAUGUUUAAUUUGAGUGCGACUGCGCGCCGCUCAAUGCUUUCGCCGUUGCUGACGCGACUUUGGCAGGAGACAGAAUAUGAGCAAAUCUUGCGAAACUGAGUAGGUUGCGGGGCCGAAGUGGGAAAUACUUUUAGGUUCACGGCUCCACGGACAAGCUCGUUUUGCGAUAAUCUUAGCCAGCCAGCGAUUAAUUCCCCUGCCCCGUAUGUGAUCGCCCUUCUCCGCCGUCGGACGUUGCCACUGAGGGCCAAGAAACAAAAUAGCAUAUCGACAUUAUAUGAUCCAGUGUCCAGCGUCACUUUUACCCUCCAUGUGGGUGAGGGAACUGUGUGUGUCAGAUUAUGGCGAGAAAAACAGUUAGCAGGAAAAGGAAGGCAGGAGAGCCCAAGGACCAACAACAGCUGGGUUGGCGUCAGCCACCACACAAGAGGAGCCGUGGAUCUUGUUCGUCACGUCAUGCCCAGCACUGGUGGUGCAGUCAGCACUCUGUUGUAUGUGCUCUCCGGGGUCGAGAGUUCAGGCCUCAACAACAGCAUGAGUUGCGGUUGCAACAAAGCCUGCGAGGGUUUGCAGCUGGCAGGCUCCCUGGCAUCCUCAAGGAGAAAGAGUUCUCUCUGGGGCGACUCAACAAGGUGUUUGCUUCGCAAUGGCUCAACCAUCGGCAAGUGGUGUGCGGGACCAAGUGCAACACGCUUUUUGUAGCUGAUGUCCAGACUGGCCAGAUAACGCGCAUCCCCAUGCUGAAGGACAGGGAGUGCCAUGGUGGAGUUUCUGGGGUGGUGGGUGCAGUGGUGGCAGGCCGUCAUUACCAUUCAACAGCAGGCUCUCGUUCCCGGAUGGACCAGCAGGGCUGUGGUAUCCAUGCUAUUGAACUCAACCCCUCCAGAACACUGCUUGCCACUGGAGGGGACAACCCUAACAGCCUGGCCAUCUAUCAACUGCCCACAUUGGAUCCUGUUUGUGUUGGAGAUGAUGGUCACAAUGAUUGGAUAUUUUCUAUAGCGUGGAUCAGUGACAACAUGGCAGUUUCUGGGUCCAGGGAUGGCUCUAUGGGUCUGUGGGAGGUGACAGAGGAAGUAAUGAGCCAGGCGCAAAGGAGUCAGAAUGAGGAGGCAGUACCCUCUUAUGCCCAUAUCUCCCAUCGUGCCCUUAAGGAUAUCCCGAAGGAAUACACCAACCCAUACAACUGUAAAGUCCGCGCUCUGGCCUUCAACAACAACCAUAAAGAACUGGGUGCUGUAUCCUUGGAUGGCUAUUUCCACCUCUGGAAGGCUGAACACAGCUUGUGCAAGCUACUGUCCACCAAGCUUCCUCACUGCAAGGAGAAUGUGUGUCUGGCGUAUGGACAGGACUGGUCGGUGUAUGCUGUAGGCUCUCAGGCCCAUGUUUCUUUUCUGGAUCCACGGCAGCCUACACAAAGUAUCAAAUCUGUUAAUUCCAAAGAAAGAGGAAGUGGAAUCCGUUCAGUAAGUUUCUAUGAGCACAUAGUGACAGUGGGCACUGGCCAAGGUUCCCUUCUCUUCUAUGACAUCCGUGCUCACAGAUUCCUGGACAACCCUUUGAAUACAACCGGAGGUUACCGGAAGUGCUCAGGGGAGGGCAUCCUUAAGCUCACCACCGGGAACGGCUGGCUGAACCAUGAUGAGACAUGGAGAAGUUACUUCUCAGACAUUAAUUCCUUCCCAAAUGCAGUGUACACCCACUGCUACGAUGACUCUGGCACCAAGCUGUUUGUGGCAGGUGGACCACUCUGCUCUGGCCUGCACGGCAACUACGCAGGACUGUGGCGUUAGCCUCAUUGUCUCCUCACUGCACUACAUCCAGACUUUUACUUAACCUUUUUCUCCAUCCCUGAUCUCUUUCAGUUCCAUUGUGACAACACUGUCCUUUUGCUCAUUGCUCAUUUAAUUGUCACUCUUUUGCUCACACGUGGACUCAGGAGCAUGAUCUGUCCCACAGCACAACACAUGUCUUUGUGUCCAUCAUUACACUGUCUUCUCACUUCUAAUUAUUUUUCAUGUCAACUACAGCUAUGUUUUAGAUAAAACUGUACAAAUAACUAAUAAGAAAAUUUCAAGAGCAAAAUCUGCCUUUGAGAAUCUCAGAAAGAUUUUGAAAAACAUUAAUAAUAAAAGUAUGUACGUUCUCAUCUUUCAAAACAGUUACAUCAAACAUGCAGGAACUAGGUUUUGGUAAUUAGCUGGCUUUUUUUAAAUUAAAGAAAGAAUAUCAUUUACCACUGCUUCCUCUUCGAUAAAUGACAAUGCAUUUGUGUAAUGCUCGUGGAGCUCUCCAAAACAAGUUAAUUCUGCCACUGGAGUGGACGGCAAUAAGACGGGAAGAGGGAGGACUGCAGAGACAGAUCAGAUCAUUAGAAGGACUGAACUGGAGUGCAGUUUGACAUUUCAUAGGUAAUAUUUACUGUUUGGACAACAAUCACAGAAAAAAACUUGUUUUUUCGGGUGGAAAGUGAAGAAGCAAACCUAAGUGGGACUUUGUGUGCGUGUGUUUCACACUGAGGUGAUGCAAAGGAGAAAGCUGAAGCUUGAUGGUUCUACCAGGAAUGGAUCCCCAAAAAAAUGCUUGUUUUAUUUUUUAUUUUGACUGUGUGAUUUGAGAGGUGUAUUCCUACUGAUAUCUAACUUGCUUUAAGUAUUUAUUUCCCUUGUCUCUGUCACCUUUAUUCAGUUGGUCGAGCUGUCUAUAUCUGCUUCUCCUGGAUUAUGUUCCAACUAUCAUUGACCGGAAUGUUUUUGUUAGGUUUGUCUGUGGACUGAACAAGUCCCCUUCUGUAACAUUACUGGUGAUGAUGAACUUGUGUAAGUCAUGCUUGCAAGUAUUAUCACAUGAUGAUUGAUAGUUAAUUAUUCAAAUUAACACCCCCCACCCACACACACAUUACUGGGACUCCCAAGAUUUAAGGAGAAAAUCUGCGGUAGCUCACUUUCUUCUAGCAGGAAUUAGGAGGGUUUUGUUUUUUGCAGGGAUGAGAGCUGCGCCCUGAAGUUUAGAUGCUCAAGGUGCUCCUUUUGUAACAAAGAGUGAGUGGCUCUGCUCCUGUCCUCAGAACAGACAGGGUAGGCUUGAGUUACAUUUUUGCCUUUCUCAAGUCUUUCUGUGAAAGACUGCCUCAGGCGAUCAUAGUUUUCCUUUUCUACAUGGAACUUGUCUCCAGUUUUCAUGAUAAUGACAGCUUCAAAAAAGUAACCCUAAUUACGACCGUGAAUUUAACAAAACACUUUUAAAGUGUAUUUUAUAUAAAUGUGUAAAUGUAUACAUUUUUAUGUAAAUGUCUGAGGAUGUGUGUGGAUUGAUCUUUUUGGUGGUGCCCUGUUUUUUUUAUACACACCUCAUUAAUGUUUUUACAAAUGACUGAAGCAGAAGAUAUUGUAAGAUGUAAACAUCUUAAAGGCAAUUGAAUCUUUAAAAUAAUUAAAUAAAAAUGUAUAUUAAUGUAA
Messenger RNA from Betta splendens (Siamese fighting fish), 3486 nucleotides. RefSeq names its product DDB1 and CUL4 associated factor 12 (gene dcaf12). The transcript is spliced from 9 exons. The coding region runs from base 370 to 1821 and encodes 483 amino acids. NCBI's taxonomy places the organism in Eukaryota, Metazoa, Chordata, Actinopteri, Anabantiformes, Osphronemidae. The record is from RefSeq and is a predicted model, not a curated record. Gene Ontology annotation, cellular component: Cul4-RING E3 ubiquitin ligase complex. Gene Ontology annotation, molecular function: protein binding.